Messenger RNA from Closterium sp. Yama58-4, 1695 nucleotides. The record is from the annotation of a GenBank genome assembly. Lineage: Eukaryota; Viridiplantae; Streptophyta; Zygnematophyceae; Desmidiales; Closteriaceae.
AUGGCUAGCCCUCCUGUGCUAGCUUUCGAUGCUGAGGGCCGCCCAGUGAAGUUUGACACCUGGCUAGAUGACCUGCACCUCUUCCUACAGCUCACUGCCAAGGAGGACAUCUCACUGUACGAUCACGCCCUAGGCCAUGCUACUGCCCCUGCUGCUACUGCUGACAGCGCUGCCCGCUCACAGUGGCAGACUCGUGACGCCCACGCUCGCUUUGCUAUUCGCAACUCCCUGCCGAUAGAUGAGCGCGAGCACUUUGGCCAGCACAAGACUGCUAAGGAACUGUACACUGCUGUCGUUGCCCGCUACUCCUCACCUGCCUCUGCCGCACUAGGCCGUCUCUCACUCCCCUACCUGUUCCCCGACCUGGCCUCUUUUCACACAGUUGCUGACCUCAUCACGCACCUCCGUACUAUCAGGGAUCACUUCCUAGCUCGCUGCCCCACUGAGCUCACCAUUGCCCUCCUCGAGAAGGAACUACUUGCAGCUGAGGCUAGCAUAGUCGCUGUAGGUGCCUCUCGUGGCGACCCCCGCACCCCUUUCUUUGAGGGGUGUUCCCCUUCCCCCCUUCUUCCCUCUGUAGCCUCUGCUUCUGCUGUCGACCUCCUUGGUGCUGAGAAGGUCGGGACUGCGUCUGCUUCGAGCGGGCGCCGCAGGGGCAAAGGGGGCAAGGGAGGCGGAGGUGACGGCGGGGGAGGCGGUGGUGGAGGCGGUGGCGGCGGUGGGGGUGGUGGUGGGGCUGGAGGGACUAGUGGCAGCGGUGGGGGUGGUGGCGGCAGCGGCGGGGGAGGUGGCAGGGGCGGGGGCGGUGGUGGGGGCGGCGGUGGUCGCGCCGGCGGCAGGGGAGGGGGUGGUCGAGGAGGUGGCGGCGGCGGUGGUGGUCGUGGAGGCGCUGGCGGUGGCCAGAGCCAGCAGCACACUCCGUCGCCCCAGGAGGUCCGUGAGUGGUACUCUCAGCACGGGGGGGGGGGGGGGGGGGGGGGGGGGGGGGGGGUGGGCUUAGCUGCACGUACGUCAUCCGCACUGGUGACCGCACUGUUCCCUGAUGCCACUGAGCUGCCCCGCUGGUUUGAUCUGAUGAAGAAGGGAGUUGAUAUCUAUGCUCUAGACUUUGAUGCUAUUCUCACUGCCAUGUAUGUGAUGUCUACUAGUGGAGAGGGUGCUCAGUACCUGUGUGUUCCGCCCGACCCGGGCAUUCGGACCAGUGAGGCUGCCGCUCUAGGUGCUAGUGAGACUGCCACUCCAGGUACUCGCGUGUCUACUACCCCAGGUGCUGGUGAGGCUGCUGCUCUAGGUGCUCGUGAGUCUGUGCCCCCUGGUACUGAGUCGACUGAGGCACUGCACACCUUCACACUGGACUCAGGUGCUUCUCGCUGUUUCUUUCGUGACUGCACUGUCCUUGAGCCGCUGGCUCGGCCAGUUGCUGUCUCCCUCGCUGACCCCUCUGGGGGUCCGGUCAUUGCGACCUCCUCCACUGUCCUUCCCUGUCCUGCGGUCCCGUCAGGCACACUGUCAGGUCUCCACCUCCCCUCGUUCUCUACGAACUUGGUGGCGGGUUGUGCGCUCCAGGACGGGGGUGUUCACCAGUUCACCCCUGCCUACGAACGCGUGACACACUGCACGUGUGCUCGGACGGGCCCGACACCUGGCUACCUUCACUCGGCAGCCGGGGUCGGACCUGUACACACUGACCACUGA